AUGAUUUUAUACUUCUUGGCUUGCUUUUACGCACUUGCAAAUUUUGCUGCCACAGCAUCUCCAAGCGCCGAUGCAGCCUUGGCACCCCCAGUUUCUUCUCCUCGUUUACUACUACAACAAAGGGAAGCUUUGAUUCGAAGAACGGGACGUGUCGUUCACCUUGACCUUGAGCGCAUUGAGCGACCGAGACCGAGACGCAGGGAUGAAGUGGAGGCUGGCGCACAUGAUAAAAGCAGUAUUGGUCUUGGUGACGCACUUGACAUAACUUAUAAUGUUCUCGUGCAAGUCGGUAAUAUAUCUGUGCCACUGGUCCUAGAUACAGGUUCAGCGGAUCUCUGGAUCCUUUCUGACAGCUGUACAACAUGCUCUGUGUCCCCCUUCCCCCUUUAUCCCUCCCAGGGCCUCGAACGAGUCGCUGAUGUGAAACUACGAUACGGAGAUUCGCGGACAGGAACGCAUGCUACUGGCGUAAUUGGCGCAGAAAAGGUUGGAGUGGCCGGGUUUAUUAUCGACAAACAAUUCUUUGCGGCGAUAAAUGAUACGAAUACGACUAUCCAGGAGACAGGUUCUGUCGGGAUAUGUGGUCUUGGAUUUCCUGUUAAUAGUCUACUGUGGAACGAGUUAUACACGAUGGCAGCUAUUAACUCGGGCUCACCAGCAAACAUGCGGCGAACAUUACCAAUUGUGGACACCUUGUCCCGCCCACAGACGUUUCCGAAUGCCCCUCUCUUCCCACCACUGCAGAAUCGAGCUGCAGACGAGGAUAUUACUGGAGGUAGCUCAAUAUCUGGUCAAGUCGACAUUUUGUCGUCGUUCAAUACUUAUGGACCAUUCGUCUCGAGACUCAUUCUCAAUAAUUCAUCCAAUCACGACGGUGGAACCGAGGAUUCUUCGGGAUUUCUCGCUUCUCCACAGUUUUCCGUUACACUUCAACGAACGAUCCCGUCGCUGAGCGGUAAUGUAGGAAUGUUUACCCUUGGUGGCCUUCCAGAUGGCGUCGAUAAUGCAUCGUUGACUUGGAUGCCUGUAAGGCGAUAUAAAAAGGAACAAAAUGGUGUUUUUGUUCCACAAGCGCCAGACGAAGUGUACCCAUACGCGUGGGACGUCCCGCUCGAUGCUAUUUAUUUUGAUGGCGUGCGUUUAAAUGGAAGUACGCUUGGUGACAUUAGGCUUGAGGAUGUGGGGCAAAGUGCGCUCGUCGAUACGGGCAAUUCGCUCAUCCGAGGUCCUGCAGAUAUUAUUCUUGCCAUUCUGUCGAUCCUUGCAAAUAGCUCGUCCUCUACCGCACCGUUCUUGCGUUCGUCUCAGGUGGCCGGGUCCGAUUAUUCGGAACAAGAGUAUUCUGAUUUCACGGAGAAUUUCGACUCAUUUGCGUAUGCGUAUCCCUGUGCUGAAGCGCAUCUUCUCUCUUUUGAGUUCUCCGGAAGGCAGUUUCCUGUUGAUCCGAGAGACUUUGGGAGACCUAUGGGCGAUCGGGAUGCAUAUUGGUGUGUGCCGAAUAUUGCACCGACUGACCCUCCGAAAGUAGGAAACUAUUUGUAUAGCUGGAGCCUUGGGGAACCGUUCGUUCGUGGGGUUCUUGCAAGCUUCUACUAUGGCAAUUUGACACAUCCUUCGUUCGAUCCGCCACGCAUUGGAAUUCUGUCAACAGUCCCCGAAGACACCGAGCUCCGCCUUGCUGGAGCCGUGCAAUCUGCAGCAAGUGUUGGAGGUUUCCCUGGUAUGCUCGUUAUUCAGUAUAUUGCACGUCAAUAA
Molecule: messenger RNA, 1755 nt
Organism: Fomitiporia mediterranea MF3/22
Lineage: Eukaryota; Fungi; Basidiomycota; Agaricomycetes; Hymenochaetales; Hymenochaetaceae
Product: acid protease
Exons: 6
Coding region: 1-1755 (584 amino acids)
Biological process (GO): proteolysis
Molecular function (GO): aspartic-type endopeptidase activity
Source: RefSeq, a predicted model, not a curated record